This is a messenger RNA of Musa acuminata AAA Group (dessert banana), 2008 nucleotides long. RefSeq names its product zinc finger CCCH domain-containing protein 17. The coding region runs from base 471 to 1736 and encodes 421 amino acids. The record is from RefSeq and is a predicted model, not a curated record. Lineage: Eukaryota; Viridiplantae; Streptophyta; Magnoliopsida; Zingiberales; Musaceae. Gene Ontology annotation, molecular function: protein binding; metal ion binding. The transcript has 10 exons.
GCGAAGAAGAGUCGGCCAUACGAAACCGAGCUAAUUGCUUGCGUCGGGUCUCGCACGAGCCCUCGCGAAGAAGCCAAGCUAUACGAGUCCGGCGACGCGGUCGGUCGUCGGGGCGGAGGAGAAAGAAGCCAAAGGUGGAAGGAGGCGGCCAAAAGGAAGACGUCAUCCUAGGAGCGCAAGGAAGGAAGGCCGCUUCUCUGAUCUCCUCUCCUCUUCCUUUCCCAGCAAGCUCUAAGGCUUUUUAGCGAUACCUACCGAACGAGUUGUCUCGGCGUCGCCGUUUCUUGGGUCGUUUGCUGGACAUUGAAUCGAAUCAUCUCUUCUUCUUCUUCUUCUUCUUCGUGGUCAUCUUCCCGAGGCUUCGUGCUGAACCGCACCACCCGUUCUUGGAUCGAUCGUUUGACGCCGAUUCCACCUUUUCUACUCUAGGUUUUCGCACUGAGUCACACCACCACUUCCCGGAUCGAUCAAUGGACAUCGAACCGGCCGAUCAGUACGGAAACAAAAGGUCUUUCCAGCGAGCAGGAUCGUCGCAGGGUGCGCCCGACAGGGUCAACAAGGUCUGCUUCGACUGGCAAGCGGGACGAUGCAAUCGCCACCGCUGUCGCUUCCUCCACAGCGAGCUUCCGCAGCCCAUGUCCGCUGAUGGCGCCACCUCCAGGCGGGGCAAUCACCAGGGCCUCGUGCGGGGAAAUUCUGGUGCGGCCGGUGCCUCAAUCUCCGGUUGGGGAAAGGGCCGAGCGGGCCGCAAGGCUUCCGACAAGAUCUGCAGUUACUUCAUCGGUGGGAAUUGCAGCUAUGGGGAUAAAUGCAGGUUCUUGCAUUCGUGGUUCAUCGGUGACAGCUUCUCCCUCUUGGCCCCGCUUCAAGGGCAUCAGAAUGUCGUUACUGGUAUUGCACUGUCUUCAGAGUCCGGCAAGCUCUACUCUGGCAGCAAGGACGAAUCUGUUCGGGUUUGGGAUUCUCAGACUGGACAAUGCACGGGAGUUUUCAAUGUUGGAGGUGAGGUUGGAUGUAUGAUCAGUGAAGGUGCUUGGAUAUUUAUUGGAGUUCCAAAUGCCGUCAAGGCAUGGAACACACAAACCGCAACAGAUCAAAACCUUGAUGGACCUAUCGGACAAGUUUAUGCUUUGGUUGUUGGCAACGAUAUGCUGUUUGCUGGUACACAGGAUGCACAUAUAUUGGCAUGGAAGUUCAAUGUUGCUGGGAACUGCUUUGAACCUGCUGCUUCUCUUAAUGGCCAUCGACUUGCGGUGGUUUCUUUAGUUGUGGGAGUCAUGAGGCUGUACUCUGGUUCCAUGGAUCACACAAUAAAAGUCUGGGAUCUUGCAACUUUACAAUGUCUUCAGACCCUCAAUGACCAUACGUCCGUUGUUACAUCAUUACUUUGUUGGGAUCAAUUUUUGCUAUCUUCUUCUUUGGACCAAACAAUUAAGGUUUGGGCUGCUACAGAAAGCGGAAACCUGGAAGUAAAAUUCAUUCACAACAAGGAACAUGGUGUGCUUGUUCUACGUGGCAUGCAUGAUGCUCAAGCCAAACCAGUCUUGCUAUGUUCUUGCAUCGACAAAAGCAUUCAUAUCUAUGACCUUCCUUCAUUCAUCGAGCGGGGUAAGAUAUUCUCCAAGAAAGAGGUGAGAGCAAUGGAAGUUGGACCUAGUGACCUAUUUUUUACGGGAGAUGGCACGGGUGAACUGAAGGUGUGGAAAUGGUCGACGAACAAGAUGUUGGUAUCAUGAUUUCAUGAUACAAGAACCAAUAGCUGGACCAUCUAAUCUUUUGUUGUAUAAGUUACAAUCAUUUGUUCGAGUGAGAAAUGGUGUUUAUGGUGCCAAUUUUAUCCUUCUCUCUCAUCUUGAGUCAAUCCAGAAUCAACUAUAAAUCAUGAUUACUCAGACGACAAUAGGCGAUUAUACUCCAAGUAUAGAUGACAAUAUAGGAUUAUGUGGAUCGUUGGUGAGUCCCUAUUUGAGAAGUGAAAUAUCAGUUCAUCUUUAGCCCUAUUUUUCGA